Molecule: messenger RNA, 2038 nt
Organism: Serinus canaria (Common canary)
Lineage: Eukaryota; Metazoa; Chordata; Aves; Passeriformes; Fringillidae
Product: tyrosine-protein kinase Srms-like
Exons: 8
Coding region: 158-1633 (491 amino acids)
Biological process (GO): cell differentiation; cell surface receptor protein tyrosine kinase signaling pathway; protein phosphorylation
Cellular component (GO): extrinsic component of cytoplasmic side of plasma membrane
Molecular function (GO): non-membrane spanning protein tyrosine kinase activity; signaling receptor binding; ATP binding
Source: RefSeq, a predicted model, not a curated record
UAGGAAGUUCGCCGGGAAGGACCGGCGAGCGCCCAGACGCGUGCGGGUAACGCGGGCCGGCAGGAUGAGCUUCCCGGCCGGCGGCAGGAGCCCCGCAUCCCGCCUCGCCCCGGCCUCCCGGUGGGCAUAGCCCACCGCAUCCAGCACAUCGCCGGGCAUGGAGCAGUUCGUCAGGAAGCGCCUGACCUUCCUGACAUCCUUCUGGAACAAGCUCCGUCCCCGCUCCGUGACGGAGAGCUGCUCGCUGGGGUAUCUUGGCUCUGAUUCCGUUUCGCUGAACUCGGAGGCGACUUCCAUUUCCUUCAUCCCCAAGUCCUCUCUCUGUAUCGCUUUGUACGCUUUCACAGCCCGCAGCGCCUCGGAGCUGAGCAUAAGCGCAGGGGACAAACUGCGUGUCCUCAGAGAGGAGGGCGAGUAUGUCUUAGCCCGGCGGCUGCUGGGGGAGCCGGCCAUGGGCUACGUCCCUGCUGCCUACGUGGCCAACCUCAGCCAGGGCACCUCCGCUCACCGCCCCUGGUACUUCAGCAAGAUCAGCCGGAAUGAAGCAGAGCAGCUCCUCCUCUCGCCUCCCAACCAGCAUGGCUCCUUCCUCGUCCGGGACAGCGAGAGCAGCAAGGGCGAAUACUCUCUCUCAGUGCGCAACCACACCAAGGUCAGCCACUUCCGAAUCUGCAAGAGCCCCAGGGGCAGCCUCUACAUCCAGAAGGGACACCCCUUUCCCAACAUGGAGGAGCUCCUCGCCUUCUACACGGAGCACUGGAAGGUCAUCCAGAGCCCCCUGCUGCAGCCCUGCAGCCCUGCGACUCCUCCCGAGAGGGACGGCUGGGAGCGCCCGCGCUGGGAGUUCACCCUGCGGAGGAAGCUGGGAGAGGGCUACUUUGGAGAGGUGUGGGAAGGGCUGUGGAGGAACACGGUGCCAGUGGCCAUCAAGAUCAUUAAAGCUGACAUGAAAGCAGAAGACUUCACCAAGGAGAUUCAGAACCUGAAGCGCCUGAGGCAUGAGAAGCUGAUCCAGCUGCACGCCGUGUGCUCCCUGGAGGAGCCUGUGUACAUCAUCACUGAGCUCAUGCGCAAGGGCAACCUCCACAGCUACCUCAACAGUCCUGAAGGGAAGUCCCUGGGCACCUCCCACCUGCUCAACAUCGCCUGCCAAGUGGCAGAUGGGAUGAGGUACCUGGAGGAGAAGCACAUUGUCCACCGGGAUCUGGCAGCCAGAAACAUCCUGGUUGGAGAGGAACUCACCUGCAAAAUCGCUGAUUUUGGACUUGCCCGGCUCCUCAAGGAUGACAUUUAUUCCACCAGCAGCAGCACUAAAAUCCCAGUGAAGUGGACGGCCCCGGAGGCAGCCAACUACCGCACCUACUCCCUCAAGUCCGACGUCUGGUCCUACGGGAUUCUGCUCUACGAGGUCUUCACGUAUGGACAGAUCCCCUAUGAAGGAAUGACAAACCAAGAAACCGUACGGCAAAUCACCAGGGGCUACCGCCUCCCCCGGCCCAGCCCCUGCCCUCCCGAGAUCUACAGCAUCAUGCUGGAGUGCUGGAGUGGCAACACGGAGGAGCGUCCCACCUUCCUGGCCCUGAGGGAGAAGCUGGGCUUCAUCUACAGGCGGCUGCUCAGCUCCCUCUCCUGAGGGAUCCCUUCCCACCAUCCUUCCUGCACAAGCCCCUCCAGGCCAGCUCUUGCCAAGAAGUUCCUUCCUUCUGGUUUGCCCUCUGACAGGGCUACAAGGAAAGCACAUUCCCCCAGAAAACAGCCUGUGGUCCCUCACAGCCAGGGUGCAGGGAGGUGGCCCAGGGAGAAAGCAAAAAGUUGUGCAGAACUCGUUGCCAGCGCUUGGCUGUGUAACAGUUUGGAGAAGGCCCAAGGAGGCAUCACUCAAAGUUUACAUCUUCGUUCACUCAGUAGGGUGGGAGGCCCCUGCUGCUCCCCACACAAACGUGAAGGUUUGCAGUUCAUGUUCAGUUGUGGCUCUGCUUGAUUUAUCUUGUAGUGUGUGUCCGGUGUAUUUAUCAAUAAAUGUGUGCGCAUCCACCCA